Molecule: messenger RNA, 1371 nt
Organism: Colletotrichum graminicola M1.001
Lineage: Eukaryota; Fungi; Ascomycota; Sordariomycetes; Glomerellales; Glomerellaceae
Product: fungal specific transcription factor domain-containing protein
Exons: 3
Coding region: 1-1371 (456 amino acids)
Biological process (GO): DNA-templated transcription
Cellular component (GO): nucleus
Molecular function (GO): zinc ion binding; DNA binding
Source: RefSeq, a predicted model, not a curated record
AUGACCAGUUCCACUCCCUCUUCCAUCGGCCAAGCUUCAUCGAGGAUGCACUCGGCGACCGAGUCCCACACGGGAUUCUAUAUGGCAUUUGUGCCCUAUCUGCUAGGUGUGUCUUCCUACGAGGCUACCAACGCUGGUGGGUUCUAUACAGACCCGGCUUUGGCAGACGUUGACCCCCGAGACCGAGCACAGGGGUACUUGCAAGCUGCAGAGGGGUUCCUAAACCUCCGCGACGUGUCACUGACUACGAUACAGUUAUGCGUGUUGAUAGGAGCCGCCUGGACUGCCGACGGCAAUGGGGAAGCAGAGAACAUGUAUUACGGCGUUGCAUGUAGAGCGGCGUUACUGCUAGAUCUCCCCAAUAGGCCAGCGACCACGCUGCUGGAACGGGAGAUCAACAUACGGGUCUGGUGGUCACUCUGCAUGAUUGACGUCUGGUCGUCCACCGCGGUGAAGCUGCCCAAGCUGCUGCCGGCGAGAUCUGACAUCCCCCUGCCCAUGGACGAUCUACCGUUCCUCUCGUUGGACCGCAGCGGUGCAUCCCGGACCACAGCGGAUGCGGGUGCGACCUUGUCGAGCCAGAGCUCGCAGCACCUCUCGCAGAUGGUGCGGCUCAAUCGGAUCCUGCUCGACAUCAACGACUUUAACCAGCGAUGUGUGGCCGAGAACCCGGACUGGGACGCCCUCGGGCACGGCGUCGACGCGCUCCACGCGAGGAUGGAGGGCUGGCUCGACGCGCUGCCGGAGAACAUGCGCGAUACCCCCGAGAACUUUGCGUGGUUCGCCGCCCGCGGCCUCGGUAGGACAUUCGCGGCUGUGUACCUGGGGUAUUACCACUUUGGCCAGCUCCUGUACUACCAGUUCUUGUACGGCGCAGGCACGACGACGGCCAUCAACCCCACGGCGUCGGUGUCCGUCGCCCGUCGGAACACGUACGCGACCCGGUGCAAGGAGCACGCGGCCAGGCUGUGCGACAUGGUCUACCGCACGCAGACGACUGCGGGGGCGGACGUAAGGUACACGAUGGCGGCACACGUGUUGGUGAUUGCGUCGACGGUGCAGAUCCAUACGCUCUUGUUCAGCGGCGACGAGGUAGAUAUUGGCUUGGCGAGACGGCGUCUCGAGAGGAACUUUGAGAUGCUUCUGCAGCUGCGCUGUUACUGGCCGACGGUUGACCGAGCCAUCAGCAGACUAAGGGCUUUCCACAAGACGGCGCGGAACAGCAUCGACACAAGCUUUGUGCUGGACCGCUGGAUGCUGCGGUUCUUGGUUGAGUUUACGGAGCCGAUGGAGGAGAAGGAGGCCACAAUAGGCCGGCACGGGGAUGGUGACGAGAUGGAGUCCUUGUGGGCAAUGGAGGGGCCCCGGUGA